AUGAUCGAAAUGAAAGGCCGUGUGCUCGUGGUCGCUGGUUCUGACAGCUCAGGCGGGGCAGGCCUGGAGGCCGACCAGAAAGUCCUUGCCGCCCAUGGCUGCUAUGCCAUGACGGCUACGACUGCUCUGACCGCACAGAAUACCACCGGUGUCAAAGCUAUACACACUAUCCCGGCCGCUUUUGUGGAACAGCAAAUCGAGGCCUGCGUUGAGGAUAUCGGCGUCGAUGUAAUCAAGACAGGCAUGCUGGCUGCUGCAAGUACCGUCGAGAUGGUGGCGAGGCAAAUAAUCAAGCACAACGUGGGCUCCGUCGUUGUUGACCCCGUAAUGAUAUCAACAUCUGGGGCGCAGCUACUACCUCUCGAGGCCAUCCGAGAGCUUUCACGGCAUCUGCUUCCGCUAGCCACGAUCGUGACGCCAAAUAUCCCUGAAGCCCUGCUCAUACUCUCGGAGAAUGUAGACGCUGCGCACGCCCAAAGAGUUGUUUGCUCCGUAGCCGACGUCGAGCAACUGGCCCGUCAGAUCCUAGGUCUAGGACCCAAGUGGGUGCUAGUAAAAGGCGGCCAUCUGCCCUUUCGGUCUGACAUGACGGUUGCGCAGACAGAAGAAGAGAAGCAAGUUGUAGUCGACGUAUUAGUCGGACCUGAAGACCAGGUAAUGCGGAUAGAGAGUCCGUACCUGGCAAGCACGAGCACUCAUGGAACCGGAUGCUCCUUGGCAUCCGCCAUAUCCGCCUCCAUCGCACUCGGAACUGACGUUUCCACUUCCGUUCGCUCUGCUUGUCGAUAUGUCCAGGCGGGAAUCAAGACCGCUCCGAAACUGGGCAAGGGAAACGGACCACUACAUCACUUUCACUCUGUGCACCGGCUCCCUUUCUCCCCAGGCUACUUUGUAGAGUAUCUCCUCGAAAGACCGGACGUAAAACCCAUAUGGAAGACUUUCGUCCACCACCCCUUCGUCAUGGCUCUGGGUGACGGCACUUUGCCCUUGGAUUCGUUUAAGGGCUACAUUAUUCAAGACUAUCUCUACCUGUUUCACUUCAGCCGCGCAAACGCUCUCGCAGCGUACAAAUCAGAUCACAUGGAAGAAAUCGGCAGGGCAAACAAGAUUGUGACACACAUUUUGCGCGAGACGAAGCUACAUACCAAUUACUGCAAGUCGUUUGGCAUCUCCGAAGAACAGAUUCGAGCAACUGAAGAGAAACAAGUCUGUACGGCAUACUCCCGCUACAUUCUGGACGUUGGCCAAAGCAAAGACUGGCUUUCCCUUCAGAUGGCCCUGGCACCAUGCCUCCUGGGCUACAGUGCCGUCGCCAACAUGCUGCAGUCGCGCGUCUCGACAGUCCGCGAUGACACGAAUCGUUAUUGGCCGUGGAUUCAGAAUUACCUUGCGAAUGAUUACGCCGAGGCAGUUAGGAAUGGAUCCGAGCUGUUAGAGAAGCAUAUGCGGCUGCAGUCGCCGAGUCGCAUCGAAGAGCUCGUCGGAAUAUUCAUUCACGCAACAAGGAUGGAGAUUGGAUUUUGGGAGAUGUACCCUUGCAAGUAG
Molecule: messenger RNA, 1545 nt
Organism: Ustilaginoidea virens
Lineage: Eukaryota; Fungi; Ascomycota; Sordariomycetes; Hypocreales; Clavicipitaceae
Exons: 11
Coding region: 1-1545 (514 amino acids)
Biological process (GO): thiamine biosynthetic process
Cellular component (GO): cytosol
Molecular function (GO): phosphomethylpyrimidine kinase activity; hydroxymethylpyrimidine kinase activity; thiaminase activity
Source: RefSeq, a predicted model, not a curated record